AUUACGAAGUGUUUGUUUUAAUUGAUUGCAAUUGUAUAGAUAGUCAUGAACUUCUCAGAGUUAUUCAAACAAAGUGGCCAUCUUUCGAAAUUUUCACCGGAUGGACAAUGCUUGGCCAGUUGUGUCCAAUACCGACUGAUUGUACGAGACGUUCACACACUUCAGAUCCUUCAGCUUUAUACAUGUCUGGAUGCAAUCCAAUGUUUGGAGUGGUCAUCAGACUCCAAGUUCAUCUUAUGUGGAAUGUACAAGCGAGGGAUAGUACAGGUAUGGUCUUUGGAGCAGCCUGAAUGGACAUGCAAGAUAGAUGAAGGGUCAGCUGGACUGGUCAGUGUGAGAUGGAGCGCUGAUGGACGUCACAUCUUGACCACAGCUGAGUUCAAUCUGAGGAUCACUGUAUGGUCAUUGGUCAAUCGAUCAGUCUCCUAUAUCAAGUAUCCUAAAGAGGCCAAGCAAGGAAUGCAUUUCACUAAAGAUGGCAAGUACAUGGCAUUGGCUGAGAGGAGAGACUGUAAAGAUUUCAUCAGUGUCUUUGCUUGUAAUACAUGGCAACUUGUCAAACAUUUUGAGACGAAUACUCGAGACCUAGCAGGGUUAGAGUGGUCUCCUGAUGGCAGAGUGCUGUGUGUAUGGGAUUCAUUAUUAGAGUACAAUCUUCUACUCUACUCAGUAGACGGACGGUGCAUUGCGACAUUCAAAGCUUACGAGUAUGCACUGGGCAUCAAGUCUGUUUGCUGGUCCCCUAGUAGUCAGUUUCUUGCUAUUGGUAGCUAUGAUCAAAAGGUGCGUGUGUUGAAUCACAUAACAUGGAAGACAGUUGUAGAACACAGCCAUCCUCCAACAUUAGAUACACAAACUGUGGUUGUGUACAAGGAAGUAGAACAGCGCCCUCAGGUGUUAGAUGCAGGAGCACAGAAAUGGCCCUCGGAUGGUGGAGGGAUGUUCAGUGUACAAAGCAAAUAUGAAGUUCAGCAAGGUUCAGUACCAUUGCCAAGCAUUAAGCCAGAUCCAGAUAAAGCUAAUCCGAAGAUUGGGAUUAGUCUCUUAUCCUUCAGCCCUGAUAACAGGUUCAUGCUAUCUAAGAAUGAUAACAUGCCUAAUGCCCUGUGGAUAUGGGACGUUCAGAAGCUCUCUCAGGCCGCUAUGCUGCUUCAAGUUGGAAGCGUAAGAGCUGCCAAGUGGGAUCCAUGCAGAGCUCGUCUAGCGGUGUGUACAGGAAGCAAUAAGCUUUAUCUCUGGUCCCCUGAUGGUUGUGUAGCAGUAGAGGUACCGGCUGAAGCAUCUUUCCAGGUGACAUCGUUGUCAUGGCACCCUGAAGGUAAAGCCAUUCUCCUCUCAGGGAAGGAUCAUAUGUGUGUAUGUUAUCUAGCAGAGGAGGGGGAGGAAGAGGAGGAGGGAACAUGAUCCAUCCAUCGUUGUGGAGAUUGGUGAUGAUGCAGAGUAUUACUUCAUUUCUCUCUAUUUUAUAAUGGACACAAUUCCAUGGAUACCUUUACCAGGAAUGCCAGAAGUAAGAAGUUUUAGGUUCUGUCGCAUCGCUGUUUCAUGCUGUUAUCAGGCUUCAACAUGUGUGAGCCUGCUUUCAGGCUCAUAAGGUAAAGCCACCUGGUAUCUUUUAAUUCUAUGCUACAUGUGCUUGUAUGACAUUACACGAAAGGUCAGUCUGCUUAAAGGAGUUUUUUAACAUAUUUUAUCUUUUGAGGCUCUCCUGAAGGCAAGGGAUUUUGUGAAGCCAGAUGUUGUCUUAGCGGAAUAUAUCUCAUGUCCCAUGUUCUAAAUAUUUCAUAAAGUUAGCAACAUGAAAAUGAUAGAAAAAGGACUCAAAAUCUGCUGUUCAUGUUGUCUUAUCUGUUCACUUGGGUAAGAAUUAGGCAGCUUAGCUGGAAUAGUGAAAUGUGGUGGAAAAUAAAUACACAUUCAGAACACAAAAGGCAUGAUAAUAGUUUGUGACAUGAUAACAGUUUGGAGAACUUACAAGUGUUACUUGAUAUAACUCAUCGACAGUUUCUGUAAUAUUUAGCCUAAUCAAGUUUAUAAGUAGAGGUAUGUGCUAGCUCUUUGUCCCAAUGAUAUUAUGGUUCUACCUCUAUGCAAUACAAUUAUUUUAACAAUGAUGCAAUUUGCAUUCUGAAUGUAUCGCUGUCUUUAUGUAUCAUUAUCUUCUGCUAUUAAAGCUGCCUUAUAUUACCCAGCUUUAAUGAUAAAGUUGAGUUCUGGU
Messenger RNA from Strongylocentrotus purpuratus (purple sea urchin), 2218 nucleotides. It is a transcript of the gene wrap73, whose product is annotated as WD repeat-containing protein WRAP73. The record is from RefSeq and is a predicted model, not a curated record. The transcript is spliced from 13 exons. NCBI's taxonomy places the organism in Eukaryota, Metazoa, Echinodermata, Echinoidea, Camarodonta, Strongylocentrotidae. Gene Ontology annotation, cellular component: mitotic spindle; MWP complex; microtubule organizing center. Gene Ontology annotation, molecular function: protein binding. The coding region runs from base 46 to 1404 and encodes 452 amino acids. Gene Ontology annotation, biological process: mitotic sister chromatid segregation; microtubule anchoring at mitotic spindle pole body; protein localization to mitotic spindle pole body.